AUGCUCACCGUCCUGCGGGUGAGUAUAAAGGCACUCAAGGACGUCGAGGAAAUUGUAAUUAUUCUGGUCAGUUUGUUUAAUUGCCGAGCAUUUUUUGAGGUGUUCGCCGUCAGCGUCCUGAACCAUCUCAGUGAGAAUUCCAUGGACGUUCUUGCCUUUCAUGUCGUCGGAGUUCUGCAGUUCCGCGGGCUGUGUUCCGGCGGCGGCAGACACUUUGAAUCCGCGGCUGGCAAAGAAAUCUCCGAGUUUAUUGCCUAUAUGAAUUUUGUGGUCCCACCAAUUUUGCUCCCUCCCUGUCAGCCCGUCGUUGAGUUCGUCCACGCCGCGCUUCAGAAUCGGCAGGCAGGAGAGAAAGACCUUGGCGCAUCUCUGCAUGUCGGGGUUGUGGGCGUUCCGCCAGUCGAGCGCGGUGCCGGAGUAUGCGGAGACGUACGCUGUGCCGAGCUCUGCGACAAAGCCCUGCAGGCCUCCCCUAAUGGUGUCGAUUGUUGGAGUGGACGGCUUCUGGAAGUUUUCUGGUCUCAGUUCGGCGAACGCUUCUUUAAGUUUGUCAAGCAUCCCCGGGACGCGAUCGUCGAAGGCAUUAUUUACCUUAAGGUGGUGGAGCAACUCGUUGAACGCGUCAUAAACUUUUAA
Messenger RNA from Babesia ovata, 636 nucleotides. RefSeq lists its product as hypothetical. The record is from RefSeq and is a predicted model, not a curated record. The transcript is spliced from 2 exons. The coding region runs from base 1 to 636 and encodes 211 amino acids. Lineage: Eukaryota; Apicomplexa; Aconoidasida; Piroplasmida; Babesiidae.